This is a messenger RNA of Panicum virgatum (switchgrass), 935 nucleotides long. RefSeq names its product histone H3.3. The record is from RefSeq and is a predicted model, not a curated record. Bases 202 to 612 code for a protein of 136 amino acids. Lineage: Eukaryota; Viridiplantae; Streptophyta; Magnoliopsida; Poales; Poaceae. Gene Ontology annotation, cellular component: nucleosome. The transcript has 5 exons. Gene Ontology annotation, molecular function: structural constituent of chromatin; DNA binding; protein heterodimerization activity.
GAUCUGCCAGAAAGAAACACACCCGCAGCCGAUCCGGGCCGCCCACCACCCGCGACCCGGAUAUUCCACGCGGAUGCCGCCCUAUAUAUAGGAGGCAGCGGCCUGGCUUGCUCAUUUUUUCCGGCCUCUUCCUCGCGCGGCGCCUACCCACCCAACCCCCCGGGUUCGAAGCGUGCGAAGGGAGCGAAGCAGCGCGGAGAGAUGGCCCGUACCAAGCAAACUGCUCGCAAGUCCACGGGAGGGAAGGCUCCCAGGAAGCAGCUUGCAACUAAGGCUGCCCGUAAGUCAGCCCCGACCACUGGAGGAGUGAAGAAGCCCCAUCGCUACCGCCCUGGCACUGUUGCCCUCCGUGAGAUCCGCAAGUACCAGAAGAGCACUGAGCUGUUGAUCAGGAAGCUGCCCUUCCAGAGGCUUGUCAGGGAAAUUGCACAGGACUUCAAGACUGAUCUGCGUUUCCAGAGCCAUGCUGUGCUUGCCCUCCAGGAGGCUGCUGAGGCGUACCUUGUUGGUCUGUUUGAGGACACCAACCUGUGCGCCAUCCAUGCUAAGCGUGUGACCAUCAUGCCUAAGGACAUCCAGCUGGCCAGGAGGAUCCGUGGCGAGAGGGCUUAAUCAUCUCAAUCAUGACAAUCAAAGUCAAGUGUCGAAGUAGUGGGUUAAUGUGGUGCCCUGUUCAGGACAUCUGAGUAGGGCUUGUUUUGUGGAUCAUAUUAAGUUCCUCUUCUGCAGCACUAUAUGUUGCUACUACCUUUGUUGGUGUUGUUACUAGGGUCGUCGAAUACUUAAAUUGUCUCGUCUAGUGUUGGUACCGCGUUGACAGUUUGACAUUUGUGUGCUAUGUUGCUGCUGACUAGCAGUGUUUGUGCGCUGCUGGAUUGUAAGCUUCAUUGCUGUGGCUGAUCUGUUCGUUAAAUGGUAUCGUGUUACGUUGUGUA